AUGAAAGACCUGUCCUUGUUCCUCCUGAAGAACUCCCUCUCGUCAAAGCUGAAGAAAGGGAUCAGGAACUUCUGCAGCGGCGCCGCCUCCACGACGACGCUGGAGCAGCAGGGGACGGCGGCGGCGACGGAGGAGGAGGAGGAGGAGCAGGGGGAGGUCGUCGAGCCUCCGAUGACGCUGGAGCAGAUGAUACGGCGGCUGGAGAUGGAGGAGGCGGCGGCGAGGAGGGCAAAGGUGGCGGCGGAGGAGGAGGAGGACCGCCAGCGGCGGCGGAGGAUGUCCUGCGUCAACAGCUCCGACGUCCUCCGGUCGGCGAGGAGGGCUCUGGACCAGUACCCGCGAUUCUCCCUCGACGGGAGGGACGCCAUGUACAGGUCCUCCUUCCUCGCCGGGGGCGAGAGGAGGAGGUUCGCCGGCGGCGGCACCGCCGUCGUCGCCGGCGAGAGGGUCCUCUGGUGCGAGCCCGGGAUAGUUGCCAAGCUGAUGGGCCUGGAGGCGGUGCCGGUGCCUGUACCGCCGCCGCCGCCGCCGGUCGCCGGAUGGCGCGGCCGGCGGCGGCCGAGCGCCGCCGCUGCCAGGAAGGAGAGCUUGAGGAGGACUGGGCGGCGGGAGCUGGAGAAGGAGAGGCUCGUGAUGGGCCUGCGUGGCCACUGGAGGCCGGUCCGGAGGAGAGAGUCGGUCGGGUCCUGCUCGGCGCCGCCGCCGCCGGAGGAGUGGCCGGACUGGCGGCGCUUCGCCGGGUUUCGGUAG
Spirodela intermedia is the source of this 750-nucleotide messenger RNA. NCBI's taxonomy places the organism in Eukaryota, Viridiplantae, Streptophyta, Magnoliopsida, Alismatales, Araceae. The record is from the annotation of a GenBank genome assembly.